AUGGAUGCCAGCGAACUUGCCUAUGAGAUCCUCUCUCUGUUACAGAUUGUCUUUGGGGUCUCAGGGAAUGUGUUCCUCCUCCUGGUUUGUGCACACGUCGUGUCCACCACCCACCGGCUGAAUCCUCUAGACUUGAUCAUCGCCCAUCUUGCCCUGGCCAACACCAUGGACCUUCUCAGCCGAGAGAUCCCUGACAUCCUGUCAGGUUGGGGGCUGAAUAAUUUCCUGGAUGACGUUGCUUGUAAAAUCCUCUUAUACAUUUAUCGAGUAGCCCGGGGUCUUGCCAUCUGCACCACCUGCCUCUUAAGUGUCUUCCAGGCCGUCACCAUCAGCCCUAGCACCUCCCAGUGUUCAGGAGUCAAAACUCAAUUCCCCAAGUGCAUCCUCCCCUCCUGUCUCUUCUCCUGGGUCCUCAAUCUGCUUUUUGACAUGACUACACUGAGAGGUGUCACGGGACCUGGUAACACCACCAGCACACAUAGGGUCAUCCUCCUGAAAUACUGCUCUUCCAUUAGUGUCACUGUAGUCACAACGCUAGUCAAUGCAGUGGUGCUCUGCCUCCGUGAUCUGUUCUUCGUGGGGCUCAUGAGUGCGGCCAGUGGCUACAUGAUAUUUGUCCUGUACAGUCACCACCGGCAGGUCCGACACCUCCACGGUCCCGGAUACUUCCCCAAGGCAACGUCCGAGGUCAGAGCAGCAAAGCGAAUCAUUGCCCUGGUCACCCUCUACGUCCUCCUGUAUGGACGGAAUGCAAUCACCCUGAGUUUUUUAUUAAAUAUGAAGAUAAAUUCCCCUCUCAUGCUUAAUAGCAACAAUAUUAUGUCAUUCACUUUUUCAGCUGUCUGUCCAUUUUUGAUGAUUCUGAGUGACAGGAGGAUGAGAAUGUUCUGGAAAAGGGAUUCUCGCAUUCCCAACUGUGAUCCCUCUUAG
Molecule: messenger RNA, 930 nt
Organism: Tachyglossus aculeatus (Australian echidna)
Lineage: Eukaryota; Metazoa; Chordata; Mammalia; Monotremata; Tachyglossidae
Product: putative vomeronasal receptor-like protein 4
Exons: 1
Coding region: 1-930 (309 amino acids)
Biological process (GO): G protein-coupled receptor signaling pathway
Cellular component (GO): membrane
Molecular function (GO): pheromone receptor activity
Source: RefSeq, a predicted model, not a curated record